CUUGGAGACUGCGGUUCCUCUUGCCGGGAGCUCUUAGCCCUUUAAAAAGCACCUGGCUUUUAGCUCGGGCAGUGGCUGCAGCAGCAGGAGCCACCUCCGGAACAUCCCUUCCCAUACCUCUGGCUUUGGAAUCCUCUUUUCAGCCUGCUCCCUAUUCCAGCCCUAGGGCCAGUUACCCACUGGCUAGACUACUCCCUUCAGUCAAACUCGCCGUGGUUUGGACUGCUCCAAGGUGUAAAGUGCUGGGUGUCCAGUUGCCCUAGCCCCCUCAGUCUUUUCCUUCUCCUUUUCCCUGCCCCUCGCUCCAUGCGCCUGAGGAACAUGUCUGGGAACUUUCUGCUCGCCCCCAUUCCGGAGUCUUCCUCUGACUACGUGCUCCACAAGGACAUUAAGCUGGCAGUGCUGGGCUCGGGCAACGUGGGCAAGAGCGCAAUGAUUGUGCGCUUCCUGACCAAGAGGUUUAUUGGAGAUUAUGAACCCAAUACAGGCAAACUAUAUUCAAGGAUUGUUCAUGUAGAAGGAGACCAACUGUCCUUACAGAUCCAGGAUACUCCGGGAUGCAUUCAGGUCCAAGAUGACUUUGUCCAGGUAUUGGAUUCCCUCUCCAGAUGUGUACAGUGGGCAGAGGGUUUUCUCCUGGUGUAUUCCAUCACAGACUAUAGCAGCUACCAGUCAAUCAGACCCCUUUACCAGCACAUCCGCAGGCUCCAUCCCAACUCCAAGACUCCCAUCAUUAUCGUGGGGAACAAAGGGGAUCUUCUCCAUGCCCGGCAGGUGCAGACUAAUGAUGGCAUCCAGUUGGCUAAUGAGCUGGGCAGUGUGUUUCUUGAGAUUUCAACCAGUGAAAACUAUGAAGAUGUCUGUGAUGUUUUUCAGCAUCUCUGCAAAGAAGUUAUCAAACUGCACAGCCUCAGUGGGGAAAAAAGGAGAUCUUCUCUCAUUCCCCGACCCAAAUCUCCCAACAUGCAGGACCUCAAGAGACGCUUCAAGCAGGCUCUGUCUUCCAAAGUCAAAUCAUCCCCUUCAAUGGGAUAAACUCAUGCUUUAGCAGACUCUGGUCUCUUUAUUAUGCAUCUGUGCAGCUAAACAGACUGGUUUCCCCCUUUUUAAUUACUCAUUCAGAGUUUAUUUUUGUACAGGUAUUAAUUUUCAUGUGUGUGUGUGUGUGUGUGUGUGUGUGUGUGUCUUAAAGAAAAUGGUUUACCCCCAGCUUUAAGGGAAUUUUUGUAUGUGAAUUUGUACCAAAAUUGCUAGUUACUUUUCCAUUAAAGGUAAAAUGAUAACAUGGUUUCCUAUUGUUAUUUGUUUUUCUCUUUUCUUUGGUGGCAUAUUUGCUGUGGAGAAUACAGCAUUGUAGGAGUUAAAAGUUUGCCCUCAACUUGAGUCAUGAAUAAAUAAUAAAGUGUAAUAGGGAGGGCUUAUAAAAGAAUUCUGCUGCAAGGGCUAGGAAAACAUUUGUAAUAAAGAGCUUUGACUAACUAUAACAUGUCUUUUGCCUGGGGAGUUUGGAAUGGGCUAGAAAUUUUAAAAAAAUGUUGAGUAUCAUUGAUUUUAACGGGAAGGUGUUGAAUAUGAACAAACACUAAAACAAGUCAUAGUCUGAGAAAAUGGUGUUAAUGUCAGGAGAGUACAUCUAUACAUCUCAUUUAUUGGUGCUAUUUUGCAAAAAAAAGAAAAGGACAGCUCUUUUGCGGAUUGUUUUUCAGGUAGCAAAAGGACACUAAUGGGACACUUUUUGAAAAAAGCCUUGCUGUGCAAGAAACCCAUUUGUAUCCAUCCUCUGUCCAAUUACUGUGGCUGUACUGUGCUGAGGAGACUGACUAUAUGUGCAACAGAGCACAGAGGAGAAUUGGGGUCCCAAACAAUCCAAGUAACUGAGGGGAAAGUCAUUUUUUGGUUUGAAUUAUUCAGAUUAUUCAAAUACCUAUUCUAGUUUUCCAUGCCAGCUUGCAUAUGUAACCAAACACAUAAAUAAAGAUUUUUUUUUCUUGGUGCCUAUUUCCUGUUUCUGUUUGAUUCCAUCACACAAAAAUAAAAAAUAAAAAUUG
Messenger RNA from Dromiciops gliroides (monito del monte), 2048 nucleotides. It is a transcript of the gene RASL11A, whose product is annotated as RAS like family 11 member A. The record is from RefSeq and is a predicted model, not a curated record. The transcript is spliced from 4 exons. Bases 307 to 1035 code for a protein of 242 amino acids. Lineage: Eukaryota; Metazoa; Chordata; Mammalia; Microbiotheria; Microbiotheriidae. Gene Ontology annotation, molecular function: GTPase activity; GTP binding.